Messenger RNA from Rhizoctonia solani, 1506 nucleotides. Its product is annotated as NAD-dependent histone deacetylase SIR2. The record is from RefSeq and is a predicted model, not a curated record. The coding region runs from base 1 to 1506 and encodes 501 amino acids. Lineage: Eukaryota; Fungi; Basidiomycota; Agaricomycetes; Cantharellales; Ceratobasidiaceae. The transcript is spliced from 6 exons.
AUGGACAAAAUUGUCCAUUCUCAGGACUUCCGCUCUAGCGAUGGGCUGUACAACCUCGUCAAAGAGAGAUACCCGGAUGUAGUAAUGAAAGGCCGUGACUUGUUUGAUGCUGCGUUGUUCAGAGACCCGGGGUCUGCGGCAGUAUUCUAUACAUUCAUGGCGGAGCUCAAGACUCAAAUUGACUCUGCUCAUCCGGCCCCCGACCACAUCGCUUCGUUCCGGGAGGGUGUCCCUCCAGAUUGCCCCGAGUGUAUUGCGAGAUCCGACGCACGGACCGCCCGUGCUGCUCGUGCCCUUAAAUGUGGUACGCUCCGGCCCGCCAUUGUUCUAUACGAUGAACCACAUCCGCUCGGAGACCACAUUGGCGCGGUCCAGACAAAUGACCUAGGGAAAAAGCCAGAUCUGUUAAUUGUGAUGGGCACCAGUCUUAAGGUCCACGGCCUUCGCCUUCUCGUUAAAUCAUUCGCCAAAGCUGUUCACUCUUCCCGCCCUUCCCCUUCCACUAACUCGACUACCUCCUAUCCAUACCUAUACAACGUCCUUUUCGUGAACCGAACUCCUCCCCCACCUGGCGAAUGGACCUCUAUCAUCGACUAUCAUAUCCAGGGGGAUACAGAUACCUGGGUUACGCAUGUUCUCGGGGAGUGGAAAAGAUCUAGGCCGGGGGAUUGGGAGGACGGCAAAGGAAAGGCCAAGGGGGAGAAGGCGAAAGAUGGCAAGGCAGCCAAGGAUAAGAGUGUCAAGGGCAAAGACGCAAACGCUACCAACGCCAAAACAGGGAAAUCGAAAUCGAAACCCCCCAAUUCCGGUCCGAGAAUCAACCCCCUCCAUCCGAAAUUCCCAAGCCCAGCACACGACUCACGAUUACGUUGCCUAAAAGAAAGGGCUUGCAUGCGGAAUUGGGAAAUCCCCUUUGCACGGUCGUGGCGUCGGCAGGAGCAAGGCCAAGCUACGAAUAGGGCUCGGGACCCCUGGCAGGGGGUUAGGGACACCCGCAAGAGGGACGCCUGCCUGGCGACAUUGCGACGCCACCCCCGAAUCCAGCGCAUACCUUUACUCCCAUGCGACCGGCUCAGAAACGACCUGUUCCUAUUUGCUCGCCUUUUAUCCAUGGAUCUAGCGCUACGCCACUUACCGGCCAGUUCCGAAUCGACGCAAUGUUCUCGCGGUCUCCGUACCCAAGAGAAUCGCUAUUUCAAGCCUAUCGCAGGGAAGACCUGGAGCUUCCGCGCCGGACCCAACGUUGGAACGCCUACGCCUGGAAGGGUGUAUGGGGCACGUAUCGUCAAAUCUCCUGUCCAACCUACUGUCGGACGGUCACCUGGGUUUGUCAGUGGGCUAUUGCGGGGGAUGAGUAUGCCCACUAGAAACGAGAUGGAGGGUGUGGAAGGGCCGGGGGUAUCUGCAUCUACCUCUACUUCGGCGUCUGCGUCGGAGUCCGGGAUCGAGACCACCGAGUCUGAAAUGGGAGCCUUGGCUUCUGCCUCGGAGUCGGAUGCGGGAUGA